ACACUAUAAAUAGAGAGACCAUUCUUCACCUUCCUCUCAAGCCUCAGGUAUCCAAAGCCCCAACUCCACACCACCUCCGGCAGCGCCGUGUGCUUUCGUGAGGUUGGCGAGCCUCCUCGCGGUCCAUUCUCGGCGCUCGGACGAGGCGAAGAGUGUUAGGGUUUUGUAGAGAGAGAGAGAGAGAGAGAGAGAGAGGUUUCUAGAGAGAUAUAGAGAGAUGGCUCCUUUGCCUUUAAACCACCCUUUGGUCCUCAUCUUUGGCAUCCUAGGUAACUUCAUCUCAUGUGUGGUGUAUUUAAGUCCAGUGCCCACAUUUUACCGCAUUUAUUGGAAGAAAUCGACCGAAGGGUUCCAAUCGGUGCCCUACGUCGUCGCAUUAUUCAGUGCCAUGCUGUGGAUAUUUUACGCGCUCGUUAAAUCGAACGAAGGCCUCCUCAUCAGCAUCAACUCGUUCGGAUGCCUCAUCGAGACGGUGUACAUCGUCAUGUAUCUCGUUUACGCUCCAAAGAGUGCCAAAAUUUUUACGGUAAAAAUACUACUAGUUUUGAACGUCGGAGUCUUUGCUUUGAUUCUUCUUCUUACUCUCCUCCUAUCGAAGGGCUCCGAUCGAGUUCACAUUCUCGGUUGGGUCUGCGUGGGCUUCUCCGUGAGCGUUUUCGCCGCACCACUAAGUAUCAUUAGGCUUGUAAUUCGUACGAAGAGUGUCGAGUUCAUGCCGUUCUCGCUUUCAUUCUCCCUCACAUUGAGCGCCGUUGUUUGGUUCGGAUAUGGUUUGCUAACGAAGGAUAAAUACGUCGCGAUACCAAACAUAUUAGGGUUUCUCUUUGGUAUCAUGCAAAUGGUGCUCUACAUAGCCUACAAGAACAAGAGGCCCAUGAUAGAAGAGUACAAGUUGCCCGAGCAAGUUGUCGAGAUCGUGAAGCUAAGCGUGACGGCCGAGAGAGGGUCAGAGGUUCAUCCGAUUGACUUGAAACCGCAACAUGCAUGCGGUGAAGGCCCAGAGGCGGGAGGUGGUCGAAAGGAGUACGAGCAAGCAGUAGACGACAGCAGCAGUGGCGACGGUGGUAGUGGCGAGAAGGACAUAGAAGCCCUUGAGAAGGGUGAGAUGGGUCAUGUUGAAGUGUAAUGGUUAGCACAAUGAAACCCUAAGAGAGAGAGAGAGAGAGAGAGAUACAUGUGUAAUAAAUAUGGAUCAAGAGCUACAUAUAAAUAAGGAGACUUAAAAUACUUAUUAGAUAGGCUACACUCACUCUCUCUCUC
Messenger RNA from Ananas comosus (pineapple), 1260 nucleotides. RefSeq names its product bidirectional sugar transporter SWEET14-like. The coding region runs from base 218 to 1126 and encodes 302 amino acids. Lineage: Eukaryota; Viridiplantae; Streptophyta; Magnoliopsida; Poales; Bromeliaceae. Gene Ontology annotation, molecular function: sugar transmembrane transporter activity. The record is from RefSeq and is a predicted model, not a curated record. Gene Ontology annotation, biological process: carbohydrate transport. Gene Ontology annotation, cellular component: membrane. The transcript is spliced from 7 exons.